Molecule: messenger RNA, 745 nt
Organism: Chara braunii
Lineage: Eukaryota; Viridiplantae; Streptophyta; Charophyceae; Charales; Characeae
Source: the annotation of a GenBank genome assembly
GGGGACCGAAAGUUGCGUUGCAACUUAUGCGGCCACAUGUUUCAGGGGGGGUCGUCGAAGGCCGCGCGUCAUUUCACGCAGUCGAAGUUCUACAAGGCAAGGGGGAUGAGAGUUCUCGCGGAACUCUGGAACGGCACGGACUACACAUUUGUGCCGUCCACUGCUCAGCGGGUGCAGAGGUGGAUGGCAGACGAGGGCAUACGGGACACGAGAGCGCCCGCGGGUGGCCAGAGACAGCGGAUGGACGACGCAGAGAGGGACGACAUUCAGGACGCCCUCGAUGAGGAGGAGGCUCAGGAGGGCCGCGAGGGUGGGGCCAGGGAGGGGGCGGUUGCAGACAAGGUAGACGAGGCAGUCGGAGAGCCUAACCUGCCGGCGGAGGAGGUGGUGAUGACGUCGAGAGGCGUCGGUGGAGCGGGUCUUGCUACUAGGGCGCCGCGAGAUGAGCUGGACCGCGCGAGGAGGGAGAAGAGGACAGUGGGGCAGGCUGGCGUCGAGGUGCCAGGCACGGGCAGGGAGAAGAGGGCUCGGCAGACCACGAUUGUCGAGAUGUACGCCAGGGAGAAGUUGGCCGAGUUCCAUGACGCGUGGCUUCAGUGGUUUCACGUGAAGAAGUUGCCAUUCAACGCCUUUCGUGGUCCUGAGUUCAAGAGGGUGCGGUAGGCAGCAGAGAGAGUGCCUCGCUCUAUCCAGUUCCGGUUUCCCUCUUUCAGGAUUACAGCGGGGGCCGGUAUCCCUUCGCAGA